AUUAACACCAUGGCUUUGAAAUGGUGGCUCAACCUUCUGCUUACUCAACCAGAGGGAAAUUUCAAAAAUACCCAGAAGAAAGUUGUGAAGGAGGAGCAUGAAAAUGGAGGGUUCCAAAUGCCACUUCAUUAUCCAAGGUACACAAAGGAGGAUUAUGAGAAGAUGGAGGAAUGGAAGGUGGACUUGCUUUUGAAGCAAUAUGGCCUAAGUUUCAAGGGUAGCCUUGAGGAGAAAAGGGCUUACGCUAAGGGCACAUUUCUUUGGCCUGACCAACUUUGAGAGCUAGGCUUCUGCAUAAAAUUUCUUGAACGACUGUGUUGUGAAAAGUCUUAGUCUUUGUUGUGAUGUAAUGUAUAGUGAGAAUUUAGUAGUUAAAAAGGGUUCAAUUUUCUAACUCUUUUUUUGUCAC
This is a messenger RNA of Pistacia vera, 409 nucleotides long. RefSeq lists its product as uncharacterized. The record is from RefSeq and is a predicted model, not a curated record. The transcript has a single exon. NCBI's taxonomy places the organism in Eukaryota, Viridiplantae, Streptophyta, Magnoliopsida, Sapindales, Anacardiaceae. The coding region runs from base 10 to 279 and encodes 89 amino acids.